AUGAUUAAUAAUCCGUUGUGUAAUAACACAAACAUUACAAUUGAUUCGGCAUUUGUGGACAAAUACUCAGAUUUGGGAUCAGAUGUCAUCACUUUGUUUGCGAACACCACUGCCUAUCAAUUGAUUGUCGAAACAACGGAUCCAAUUCAUCCAAACUUCAGAUACAAAAGAUCCCAAUCAUUGAAUGAGUGGUCAAACUAUGGAUCCAUAUCUCCGCCCAUCGAUGUUGUGUAUUACAAAUUUAUCAACCGAUCCAUAAUUGCAUUGCUAAACUGUACUGUACACUUCAAAAGUGUACGGUUGGUCACACUACUAUCAAUUGACUGUAAAUACAACGGAUCCCAUAAAUCUAUUCUUCAGACACAACAGAUCUCAACCAUUAAACAAGUGGUCGAGUGUUCGCCUAAAGGGUCCCAUUAA
Molecule: messenger RNA, 420 nt
Organism: Medioppia subpectinata
Lineage: Eukaryota; Metazoa; Arthropoda; Arachnida; Sarcoptiformes; Oppiidae
Source: the annotation of a GenBank genome assembly